UACCAUCACAUGACUGAAGCAUUAUACAGCACUACAGUCUCAAUUAGCUUACAAUGGCUCUCCUUUCCAAAGGCUUUGCUCUUUUCUUUUUGCUAGCUUCCUUCACUGUUGCUUUGCCAUUCAGCCCAUCAGAUGAUGAGGUCAUGGCUGAAUCCUUUAAUAUGUGGAUGAAAAAGUAUGAGAAGACCUAUUCAACCAUGGAGGAAUACAACGAGAGGCUGCGUGUCUACACUUCAAACUAUUAUUACAUUGAGCAAUUGAAUAAAGAGCAUGGACCUCAUACGGAAUAUGAGUUGAACCAAUUUUCUGAUCUCACUUUUGCAGAGUUUAAAAAAAUUUACCUAACUGAACCUCAGCAUUGCUCAGCAACUAAUGGCAAUUUCCAAAAGCCUGUUAAUGCAAGAGACCCAGUUGCUGUUGACUGGCGUGAAAAAAAUGUGAUCACACCUGUCAAAGAUCAGGGAAAAUGUGGUAGCUGCUGGACAUUCUCUACCACUGGUUGUCUUGAGGCACAUCAUGCCAUAAAAACUGGGCAGCUAAUCAGUUUGUCUGAACAACAACUUGUUGAUUGUGCUGGAGCUUUCAACAACCAUGGAUGUAACGGAGGAUUGCCAUCUCAAGCAUUUGAAUACAUCAAGUACAAUGGUGGGAUAGAGUCUGAGAGCAAUUAUAAUUACACUGCUAAGGAUGGAGUGUGUCGCUUUAAUUCUUCAUUGGUUGCUGCUACUGUCUCCGAUGUUGUUAAUAUCACUAAAGAUGCUGAAGGUGAUAUUGGUACUGCAGUUGCUAAUGUAGGGCCUGUGAGUAUUGCAUUUGAAGUCACAAAAUCAUUUCAACACUAUAAAAAAGGAGUUUAUCAGGGGGAGAUAGAGGUUUGCUCUCAAAGCCCAGACAAAGUUAAUCAUGCUGUACUGGUUGUUGGCUACAAUCAAACUAAAUUAGGUGAAGAGUAUUGGAUUGUGAAGAAUUCUUGGAGUGCCAGUUGGGGAAUGGAUGGGUACUUCUGGAUCAGGAGAGGCCAUAAUGCCUGUGGCCUGGCCACUUGUGCCUCUUAUCCUAUAGUUUAAUACAUGAGACUAGUUCUGAGUGCUGACUUUCUUUUUAGCAGAGACUAGUAUUAGCUAAUUAGCUGUAGACUGCUGUAGAUUUAUAUUAGUUAUUGUCUGCUAGUGUUGUGUUACAGUGUAAAUUUUCCACGAAUCGUUAAAUAAAUAAAGGCAUGCAUUCUAUCAGGAUGACAUCAAUAAUA
Amphimedon queenslandica is the source of this 1249-nucleotide messenger RNA. Its product is annotated as pro-cathepsin H-like. Lineage: Eukaryota; Metazoa; Porifera; Demospongiae; Haplosclerida; Niphatidae. Gene Ontology annotation, biological process: proteolysis. The coding region runs from base 54 to 1067 and encodes 337 amino acids. Gene Ontology annotation, molecular function: cysteine-type peptidase activity. The transcript has 12 exons. The record is from RefSeq and is a predicted model, not a curated record.